UCAUCUUUCACCAUAUUCUUUCACUCUCAGGUACCUUCCUCUUCCUCUCUCGACUCUAUGAGGUCUAGACAUUGCUAAUGCUGAUUUCAUCCUUUAUUAAUUACGGACAGGAAAACAGGAGUUGAAGAUGUAAUGCUCAAGGUCUUGUAUUGUGUAGUAGACCACACUGAUCCUCAUCAGAUGAGAAGUGAGAUUCAGUCCUCCAACUACCCUUUGGUCCCCGGGUAGACACCUUUCCCAAACUCGGUACAUUUUUGUUAAUCCCAUACAUCUAAAACACAAGUACUAACUUCUUUAGUACGAUGAUCUCUUUUCUUACUGUUUCAAAGGCAUGAAGUGGUGGGUGAGGUUGUGGAGCUAGGGACAGAAGUAAAGUAAGUUCAAUCUUGGAGACAAGGUAGGAGUUGGGUGCAUAGUUGGCUCUUGUGGGGAGUGCUUACCUUGCAAAUUCAACUGUGAACAAUAUUGCAGCGGCAGAAUUUUUACUCACGGUGGUAUCGACAAAGACGGAACACCCACACAAGGAGGCUUCUCUUCCCCCAUGGUUGUUCAUCGAAAAUUUGUUGGGAAGAUACCUGAAAAACUUGAGCCAAAGCAGGCAGCACCAUUGUUGUGCGCUGGGGUAACAGCUUACAGUGCGUUAAAGCAAUUCAAAAACCCUGACAAGGUCAUCAAGGCAGGAAUUUUGGGUUUAGGGGGAGUUGGUCCUCUGGGAGUGCUGAUAGCUAAGGCCAUGGGGCAUCACGUCACCGUGAUCAGUUCUUCGGAAAAGAAGAGAAUGGAGGCUUUGGAGCAUUUACGUGCAGAUGCUUUUCUAGUGAGCUCUGAUGCAGCAGAGAUGUAGGGAGCAGCAGACAGCCUCGAUUAUGUUCUCGACACUGUUCCAGCUAUGCACCCUCUGCAACCCGUUAUAUCACUUCUCAAAUUUGGAGGGCAGCUGAUUUUGGUAGGGGUUGUCACAAAACCUCUUGCCUUUGAUUCAGAGGACUUGCUUCUAGAUAGACGUUUUCUUUAUUUCUUUUUCUUAUUUUCUCUAUUCAUACAUACUCGACUGACAUUCUAGUUGGCUAAAUUAAUUUUUCCCCUUAUUUUUGCUCCGUAAAAAGCCAAACCUUUCAUUAUUGGUGAGAAACUACGACAUCAUGUCAGGCAACCUCCAAAGGUUUAUUGUUUAUUGGUAAAAUAGCAAUAACCAUAUGAUUUUCUUGCAACGCAGGGAAGAAGACGGUAACUGGGAGUUUCCUAGGAAGCAUGGAGGAGACGCAGGAAGUACUGGAUUUCUGGGCAGAGAAGAAAUUGAAUUCCAUGAUUGAAGUCGUGAAGAUGGAUUACGUGAACAAGGCAUUCGAACGAAUGGUAAGGAAUGAUGUGAGGUACAGUUUUGUGUUGGAUAUCGCUGGCAGCAAUCUCGAAUGAUUCAGGGA
Molecule: messenger RNA, 1424 nt
Organism: Theobroma cacao (cacao)
Lineage: Eukaryota; Viridiplantae; Streptophyta; Magnoliopsida; Malvales; Malvaceae
Source: RefSeq, a predicted model, not a curated record